GAAAAAGUGUUCAAAGCUUAAACUAACAUGUCAGACUGUCAGUGCACAGUGGCCAGUGAAAACAAUCCGCUUCUCUUUAUAUAAAUCCUUCAAUCCACGGCCUAAAGCAAAAGCACGCACAUCCACGCUCUGUCACUAGCUGAGCUAGCUAGUGCAAGGCCAGCCAUGGCGUCGACGUGUCCAAACUCCAUAGCCCAGCUCCUCCUCGUUCUCUCCCUGAGCGUCUUCCUCCUCUCCAAUGCGCACCCCGUGGCCCCGCAAUCACCGCUGCGGCAGUCGCCCGCGCCUCCGGCGGCCGCGAAUGGGGUGACCGGCAUUUCGCCCGCGCUGGUCUCCACGCUGCGCGAGACGCUUGGCGCGAUCAAGAACGUCGCGUCCAUCAUCUCGUCGUUCCCCAUCGGCGGCAUCCUCGGCGGCGGCGACCUCCGCCUCUCCUCUGCCAUCGCCGACUGCCUCGACCUGCUCGACCUGUCCUCCGACGAGCUGUCGUGGUCGAUGUCCACCACGUCGUCCUCUGCCCAUCCCGCCAACGCCGGCGCCGCCGCGGCCAACCUGGGCACUGGGGACGCCCGCUUCGACCUCCGGUCGUGGCUGGGUGGCGCGCUGGGCAACCAGGACACCUGCAAGGAGGGCCUCGACGAGACCGGCUCCGUGCUGGGCUCGCUCGUCGGCACAGCCCUCCAGACCGUCACGUCGCUCCUCACCGACGGCCUCGGCCAGGUGGCCGCCGGCGAAGCCGCCAUCGCGUCGUCCCGCCGCGGCCUCGCCGAGGGCGGCGCCCCGCGUUGGCUGGGACCCCGGGACCGCCGGCUGCUGCAGAUGCCGGUGGGCCCCGGUGGCAUGCCCGUGGACGCCGUGGUGGCCAAGGACGGGAGCGGCAACUACACGACGGUGAGCGCGGCCGUGGACGCGGCGCCGACGGAGAGCGCGAGCCGGUACGUGAUCUACGUGAAGAAGGGCGUGUACAAGGAGACGGUCGACAUCAAGAAGAAGAAGUGGAACCUGAUGCUGGUCGGCGACGGCAUGGGCGUGACGGUCAUCUCCGGCCACCGGAACUACGUCGACGGCUACACCACGUACCGCAGCGCCACUGUCGCUGUGAACGGGAAGGGGUUCAUGGCGAGGGACGUGACGUUCGAGAACACGGCGGGGCCGUCGAAGCACCAGGCGGUGGCGCUCCGGUGCGACUCCGACCUCUCCGUGUUCUACCGCUGCGCCUUCGAGGGCUACCAGGACACGCUGUACGCGCACUCGCUCCGCCAGUUCUACCGCGACUGCCGCAUCUCCGGCACCGUCGACUUCGUCUUCGGCAACGCCGCCGCGGUGUUCCAGAACUGCCUCCUCGCCGCGCGCCUCCCGCUGCCCGACCAGAAGAACUCCGUCACCGCGCAGGGCCGCCUCGACGCCAACAUGACCACCGGCUUCACCUUCCAGUUCUGCAACGUCACCGCCGACGCCGACCUCCAGGGGGCGCUCGACCAGGCCGCCGCCGGCAACGCGUCCUCGCCAGCGGCGGCGGCGACGCAGACGUACCUCGGCCGGCCGUGGAAGCAGUACUCGAGGGUGGUGUUCAUGCAGUCGUACAUCGGCGCCGUGGUGCGCCCCGAGGGGUGGCUCGCGUGGGACGGCGAGUUCGCGCUCGACACGCUCUACUACGGCGAGUACAUGAACACUGGGCCCGGCGCCGGCGUCGGCGGCAGGGUCAAGUGGCCGGGGUUCCACGUGAUGACGAGCCCCGACCAGGCCGGCAACUUCACCGUCGCGCAGUUCAUCGAGGGCAACAUGUGGCUGCCGCCCACCGGCGUCAAGUACACCGCCGGCCUCACGUCGUGAUCACCGGCGAGCAUGCAUGCCUUGUGCGACCGUAGUACAGCACAUCAUCAUCAUAUACUACAGACGUUGGAAAGGAGGUAUAACUAAAGACAUGGUGUAUAAAAUCUUUUAGGAAUUGUGGCGUUCUGGGAGUUUUUAGUUGUUUAAUUGGUGGUUAAUGGAACAAAUU
Molecule: messenger RNA, 2002 nt
Organism: Oryza brachyantha (malo sina)
Lineage: Eukaryota; Viridiplantae; Streptophyta; Magnoliopsida; Poales; Poaceae
Product: pectinesterase-like
Exons: 2
Coding region: 166-1833 (555 amino acids)
Biological process (GO): cell wall modification
Molecular function (GO): pectinesterase inhibitor activity; pectinesterase activity
Source: RefSeq, a predicted model, not a curated record